CACAUCACUACGUAGGGGUAUAAAUACGCGCGCGGAAAGGAAAUCUGUCAGUCAGAUGCGUCGAGGAUGAAAGCUUAAAACACCUCGCCUUAACGAGCAAGUGUUGAAAUGAGUAUCGACGGAGCCAUGAGUACGUUUGGCCUGCCACCGUUCGACAUUGGCCAAGACUUUAGUAUUCCGCCUCAUCUGCGCCACAACCCGGAAAAUUUUAACCCUCGUUUUCCCAACGCGCGUUUUCACAACGGCAUCUCGAACAUUUUCAGAGCGGGGGAUUUCGCGAGCAGAAGUGUCAGCGAGGAUGGUGGCCGGCACAUGAACAUGAGCAAUGGAAUAGAAGGCAUUUCCGAGAUGGACGAGACCGAGCUGCCCAUUUCUGCCGCAAUGAAUGAACAUUAUUUAACUUCAACGACGCUUGGUUGCACACAACAACAACACAGUGCUUUGCAUUCUACGGUCCCUCCACUACAGUCCGCUAAUUUUUUCUCCGACACUGUGACGUCCGAAGCGGACUCUUAUCCAAAAGAUAUGCCGUUCCCGAGCCCCAUGGAUUUCAGUAUAAAGAACGAGCCUGAGCCUCGAUUUCACCUGAAUCCAACUUCUGCUAUCUCAAGCAUAUCGAGUGCGCUUCAACCGGCUAAACCAAACAUUAUGCGGUCGAUUUAUGGCCCCAACUUAAAUCCUUCGUUCCCCGAUCCAGCCGCCCAAUCGAUGUACACUUACAUCCAUCAAACACCGGUAAGUGACGAGUCAAAAGCACCGCAGUUUUACCGACCGUUUCCCGGCUUCCCGCCGUUUGAUCCACCAGAGUCCAUUCAAGAUAAUCACGGCUUUUCAAAGUCAGAAGACAGCAGAAUAUUUCCCCCGGUUCCCAGCAGCCACAGACCUCAAAUUAUCGAGCGACAAAAGAGCCAAGUUCCCAACCGAGCGGACGCCCACGACGUCGAAGAUGUUGACGACGCUAACCGCUGUAAAAAUACCGUUGAAGGCACCAAAACAUCCGUGAGAAGACUAAAGAAAUGGUACAAAGACAAGUAUGGCAAAUCUAUUGACAUGAACACAGUUACCCGUCAAAUGGCCAUGGAAAUGUUGAAAGACUUCUUUCUCGAGAUUCGCGACACACGGCCAGGCAAAGAAGGAAACGAAUACGAACCUGUGACGCUCACCACAUAUAGAAAUGGACUGAGAAGAUAUUUUCUCGAAAGAAAAUGUCCUCCAGCCGUAGAGAAUUUCGAUUUGGCUGACAGAGAAUUCGACGUGGUUAACUACGGGCUAGUGUCAAAGAGAAACGAGUUGAAGCGCAAAGGGAAAGGAAACCACCCUAACGUCGUGGAAAGCAUCACUGAAGAGCAGUUAGAGAGAAUGUGGGCUUCUGGAGCCAUCGGAGUGCACGCACCGCGACCGUUGCUGCGUCUCCAGUGGUGGAUUAACACAGUCAGCCAUGGGAUUAGAGGACGCAUGGCCCACCACGACCUGAGCAUCGAUGACUUUCGCAUUUCCCGCGGCCCCGACGGCAAGAUCAUCAUCGACCACAUGAAAGCUGGUUCGAACAAAAGGCCACGAGCGGACGACGAGAAAGACAACCCUAGAAGCAAAAAGAAGUGUAAGGCUCGAGUAGCGGCCACCGAUGGAAGCGAACGAGACCCCGUGCGUGCAUUCGAGGUGUACCUUCGCCACCGUCCACCUGGUAUAUCGUCGUUUUACCUCACCCCCAAGCACAAGCCUAAGGGAGAUAUCUGGUUCAACAAGGUACCAAUGGGCAAGAAUUCCAUCGGCAGAAUUAUGAGAGAGAUCAAGGCAAUCGCAGGGAUAGGAUAACGCGGAACACUUUCACGGAAUACAGUCUCGCUGGCUGAGAAAGAGACUUAUUUAAGAGAAACAUUACCUGCUGCUUUAAAUGCAGCGCUAGGAACAUUUCAUCUGCAAAGAAAAGACCGUAACAAAGGUCGAUAACCUCGCCACAAAGAAUAGAGACUGGCAGAGAGAUGGUUUCAAACCAUUUACCGCAAAUCGAAGAACUGAUAGAUUAGUAAGUAAACGAAACAAAUGCUUCUGUUCGUUAAAAAGAAAAAUCUUUAAAGUUUUAUAUUACGAAGAUGUGAAAAUGUUUUAUGCUAUUAAGAGUAAAAGAAUUGGCUAUUUGCAAUAUAUAUAAGGACGUUUUUGGUACAUCAUCGGGAAAAAGAAUAUUCAGUAAUGUUUAUGAAAUGAAGGGGACUCAAACAGUUCUCAUUGGUAUUUCAACUUGUCUGCAAGCAUUUAAAACAUAUAAUAUAUAAAUAUAUCUCAGUUGUAAACAGUUAAUGCUUGCUUUAGUUUACUUUCUAUCGCAUUUGAUCUUCAUGAGAAUUCUAUGAAAUAUUAUUUUGCCUUCUCAAAAUACUACCACAGUGCCUGGCUUUGAAAAGCUGAGUAAAUUAAGAUUAGCAAUGUCUUCUUGACGUCGUAUCUGUACUGUAUUCAUCAAAGGUUUCAUUUAGAAGCCACAGAAAUUUUUUAAUUGUAGUGAACACGAUUGUCUUCGUGGCGUUCGUUCUACUCUAAUUCACACUUAGAGAAGCCAUGGAGGGCUUCUUCAGUGCACAGACGCCAACAGAUCUAACUUUCUUUUUUAAAACAAUACUUUAUAAGAAAAAGAAAAUAUAUAUAUAAUAUAAAAAGAAGUAAUAAGAAAGAACUUUCAAAAGCCAACACGAUUAGCUGUGAAAGAGGCGUUUCUUCACACGUAUGUUUCAUAAAACACCACAAUCUACAAAAGAAAUUUCAAAAGUUAAAAGAUAAGAAAAUGUACUAGCUUAUAACGAUUUAUUGUAAGGAAUAUAUUUUUGUCAAAAUAAGCGAGGCGUGCUAAAAUUUUGUUCAUUUAGGUCGUUUCACAUCGUCGCGGUGUGAACGGCGUCAUGUUCAUUAGCUGUAGUUCAAAUUUUAGUUAGAAUUAAAUUCCAUUGUACAUAAAUUUACAGUUGCUUUUGUCAGUUUGUAUUAAUUUUCUAAAUGUGCUUGUGAGAGCUUUUUAUUUGCCGUAAAAAGUACACCAUGAACGGAAGAGAGGAGGAACAAAUCGUAGAAUUCAAAUGUAUAUAGAUAACAGUUCACCAUUGUUUAAUAAAGAGAUGGGACGAGA
Orbicella faveolata is the source of this 3121-nucleotide messenger RNA. RefSeq lists its product as uncharacterized. Lineage: Eukaryota; Metazoa; Cnidaria; Anthozoa; Scleractinia; Merulinidae. The record is from RefSeq and is a predicted model, not a curated record.